Molecule: messenger RNA, 619 nt
Organism: Centruroides sculpturatus (bark scorpion)
Lineage: Eukaryota; Metazoa; Arthropoda; Arachnida; Scorpiones; Buthidae
Gene: RpS15
Product: 40S ribosomal protein S15-like
Exons: 4
Coding region: 121-570 (149 amino acids)
Biological process (GO): translation; ribosomal small subunit assembly
Cellular component (GO): cytosolic small ribosomal subunit; ribosome
Molecular function (GO): RNA binding; structural constituent of ribosome
Source: RefSeq, a predicted model, not a curated record
AAAAAAAANUAAUAGUUUUCUUACGCUUCUGCCAUCUGGCGGUGGCAACGAAAAUCAUUUGCGACUUGUAACGUGACCGUGCGCGUGGAACUUUGGGAUAUUGUCUUUUACACGUUAGCCAUGGACGAGCAAGAACAGCAAGAAGUGCAAAAAAAGAAAAGAUCUUUCAGGAAAUAUACCUAUCGAGGUGUAGAUUUGGAUCAACUCCUUGAUAUGUCAAACAAUCAACUGAUGGAACUACUACACUGUAGAGCAAGGCGACGUUAUGCAAGAGGACUUAAGCGAAAACCAUUGGCUCUUCUUAAAAAGUUAAGAAAAGCUAAAAAGAAUGCAGGUCCUUUAGAAAAACCUGAAGUUGUCAAAACUCAUUUACGUGAUAUGAUAAUAAUUCCUGAAAUGGUUGGAUCCAUUGUUGGAGUUUAUAAUGGAAAAACUUUUAAUCAAGUUGAAAUUAAGCCUGAAAUGAUUGGUCAUUACCUUGGUGAAUUUAGUAUUACGUACAAACCUGUUAAGCAUGGUCGACCAGGCAUUGGUGCCACUCAUUCUUCAAGAUUUAUUCCAUUGAAAUAAUUUUGAAUUAUGUAUGUUUCACACAAUAAAGACAAAGAAUGAAAAAGUA